Molecule: messenger RNA, 3371 nt
Organism: Phyllopteryx taeniolatus (common seadragon)
Lineage: Eukaryota; Metazoa; Chordata; Actinopteri; Syngnathiformes; Syngnathidae
Product: TLR adapter interacting with SLC15A4 on the lysosome
Exons: 2
Coding region: 1269-2150 (293 amino acids)
Biological process (GO): regulation of toll-like receptor signaling pathway
Source: RefSeq, a predicted model, not a curated record
GGUCCACAUUUGCGUCUCAGAAGCUAGCUGAAGCGAUCGCCCGACUCGCCUGGAACCACAAUUGUCCGUGGUGCCGGACGGUCGCUUGUUCAACCCGAUCUCAGCGUCAAUGUUUAUCGGUCGCUGCUCGGCAACACGGAGGCCUCGGUAAGUCGACACUAUUGAGCCGCGAGCCCGGUUCAGGUGUCCCGACCCAUAACAGAGUAACCGUCGCUAUCGCGGAGCAUCCUUGAAGCUACCCACCUACAGAAUCAAUCAGCAAAAGACUUUGUGAUUGACUCGGCGUGCGGGAGAAUAUCCAUAUUAGAAUAUAAUACAGUAUGCCAAGGAUCGAUACACAGAAACAACAGACAGUUCGUGAAUGGAGUCUCGCUGUUCCUUUGCUUUCAUGAAGUCCCGAAUCAAACGUUUGCCGUCUUUUGUGUAAUUGCGCAAUAGAACGCCCAAAGUACAGUACACGGCAAAAGUACAGGAGAACAAAGUAUAGAACAAAACAAUAUUCCUCAAAAGUCAAACUUUCACUCAGUGAGCAACGAGAGGCUUAACUUCACAAGUAUGUUUUGCUUUUUUGUCAGCACACAAAGGUAGAGGGAACGGGCGAAGCGUAGCCCCGGAAAGUGCUCCCGAAUUUACCAAAAUGUGUGGAGUUCCACCAGAAUGUUCUGCGCAAAUAUCAAACCGUCAUCCCAUCAGCACGUGACCUCAGGAAGAAGUCCACUAGGUGCCAGUAAAACAGCUUUUUUUGCUGAUCGCUAUUGGCACUUGUGGGUGCCAUCGAUGCUUUUACUUUAUUUGACUUUUAUUGCACGGUGAUCAACUAUUUACAAGUUUGGUUGCGAUAUCCAUCAUAUGGAUAUUCAACAAUUCUUAGGAUUCUGUUACUACUCUAUAGCAGGCCCAAUUUGGAUGUCGCCAUAUCCAUCCAUCCGCAUCCUGUUCACGUCAUAUUUUGGAGCAUAAAAGAGGCAGGCCUCUCGUUUGCAGAAGAAGCUGACGUCAGCGCAGCGUAGCCUUCAUUAGUCACACAACACAGCGUCCGCUUGGCUUUCCUGAGCUGUCGUUCGUUGGAACUUUCUUUCCGAAGAUUGUUAGAAGGCAGCCGAGGUGCUCUGCUCUGCUCUGUUCCACUUUGGGGAAGAUGAUGCAAAUUUGACCUUUAUGCUCAGGCCCGACACGGUUUCUCGGAGGAAGCGACCGACGAAAGUCGCGCUUCUGCUUUCCACAGGUUGAGUCUAAAAUCUUUGAUUCAGAAAGUUUGCCUCGCAGGGAUGCUUUGUGAAGGGAAACUGCUGAGCAUGGCCUACCUCCACGCAGAAGAAUCGUCCCUCCCGUGCCGAGAGAGGCAGCAGAGUACUGUCGGAGCUUCUUCCCGCUCUGCAGGCGUCGUUACGCACCUCCGUCACAAUCCCGACGUUGCCGGCGGGAGUCCUCCAGAAGUCUCCCAGCUGGAGUCUUUGGAUCUGUACAGAACCCAGCCGGGCAUAGAAAACUCGCUGGGAAUUCAGAUCCCCUCUCCCCGUUCGGGGGGCGACGCCACCUUCCUGGUUCCGUCCUUCUGUCAGAGCAUCUGCCAGAACUACAGCGACCUCCACAUCGGGGGCGACCAGGUUCUGCCCCUGUCGGCCGACAGCGGCGAGCAGGUGCGCGUCGACGCCCAGGCGGCGGGUCCCUUCUUGCAGUCCUGCGACGUGCCGCCGCCCGGGGAGGACUCCCCUCCGAGACGAGCCGCACAGGUCGGGCUCCUGCCGCCUCUCAGGGGGGGCUCCAAUCACUGGAGACAGGGAAGCGGUCGUGAUCGGAGCUUUUUGUUGCAAGGGCGCGAGGGACCCUACACCAACUCGCUCCUGAACGGCUACCUGGAACAGAAGCUCCUGGAUCUGUACCAGCAGUACAUGAUGGAGAACAUGGCCAGAAAUUCAGGCCCCGUUUGCUCCCUGUUAGGCUCGGAGAUGGUCCUGACCAGCCUGGACCAGAUCACCUUGCAACUGAGCCGGGAUGGCAAUCUGGAGGCGGGCGUGGCCAAGGACAUGGUGCUGUCGUGCCUGCUGAGGGUGGCCGGCGAAGUGGAGUCCAGCGAGAUCAGCACACCGUUUCUGCAAAUCUCCAGUGACGUGUCCAAGGAGCACAUCAACCAGUACAAAGAGCAAUGACGCCAUCUUUCAUUCUUUGCCGCGUUUGCAUGUCUUAUAUAAAGCACAAUAUUACCGAGUGAUAUUUGUCUUGUUAAAAACGCUGAUUUCCUCAAAGGGUCAGAAAGUAUCAAAGUAAAAUCAUAGUAUAAAAGAGGACCACGAGUUAGUGACGUCACCAUCACGAAUGUGGCCUGCCCACAUAGAAUGUUUCAUCGUGGUGGGCGGCUGCAUAAAUGAGGCUGAGAUUAGCCGAUCCAGUUUUGGCGUUCACGUUUCCUCCCAUAGCUGCAGCUCAAGGCACCGGCGACCUUCCUCCGCCGUUCCUGUCCAAGCGGAGCGCCGGCAGGAGGGAGUGGCCUGUUUACGUCGAAAACUUGGCAAGCGUCAAGGCUGCGGAGGAACUAUUCCCGCCCCAAACUUUCCGGCAGCCCGUUCCCGUCCUACAAAACAACGAUUGCAAUAACACACCAUGCGGCAAUAAUCUCAACUCAGCUCAGUUUUUAUUUAGAGACCAUUUUAAAGGCAACAACAGCUGAAACUAAGUGCUGUACAUGGAGAGAGAAAAAAAGAGCCUAAUCAUGAGAACAAGCUUCAAUUCAAACUUUAUUGUCAUGACACUUGUACAAGGAAAGACCAAGCACAAGUUCAAUGCGUGGUCCCUGUCGCAUGUAAGGUGAGAUGGUUUGGAAAGAGUGUCUCGUGUGCAGGCCGACUAUGAUCGGGAGUCAUAUGGUGGAUGGAAUUACAUUAUACACUCAUCUAUAUUUCAAAACAAUAGGUGUGUUGAUUUUGAAUAACAACAAAAAAAAGAAGGACCCUGAGCCUGUAGAAAAAAGGGUUAGCUACAUCUUUGGGUUGACUUGUCCAUUGCAAAUGCAGCAUGAAUGGCACCUGCUCAAAAGUAUGAAAAUAUAUACAGUAUUUGCAAAUCAUACAAAAUUGCUAGAAAAAUAAAGGGUACAUGAUUAAUAGAAAUGUGAAAGAAAAAAAGUCUAAUGUGUCUUGCGAUGAAAUCAGAGAGGAGGUUGAAGCCUUUCAGUGCAUCUCGAAAGCACUUUUGCCGUUCACAAGCAAAGAGCUUUUAACAUGUGGGCCGGCGCAGACGAGGCCACGUGAUUUCAUGUCAAACCCAAGGUCCUCGCCACUCUCGCCAUUGUGGCUUUAAUGCUGCAGCCGCGGCGGCGCCUUUAUUCAAAAAAAAAGCUUUUAGUGUCGCCUUGUAAAAGCAGCACAGUCAUC